Priceomyces carsonii is the source of this 3639-nucleotide messenger RNA. RefSeq names its product U2 snRNP complex subunit. Gene Ontology annotation, biological process: mRNA splicing, via spliceosome. Gene Ontology annotation, molecular function: protein binding; U2 snRNA binding. The record is from RefSeq and is a predicted model, not a curated record. The coding region runs from base 1 to 3639 and encodes 1212 amino acids. The transcript has a single exon. Gene Ontology annotation, cellular component: nucleus; U2 snRNP. NCBI's taxonomy places the organism in Eukaryota, Fungi, Ascomycota, Pichiomycetes, Serinales, Debaryomycetaceae.
AUGUUGAUAGACGAUGAAUCUUUAUACCUAUAUAAUCUAACUCUCAAGUGUCCUACACUGACGGUUGGAUCUACCGUGGGUCGAUUUAUGGGGCAAAAAAAGUCACAAGAGAUAGUGUUUGCAAGCUCAUCGUUUCUUGAGUUAUGGAAGCCAGACCCAUCGACCGGAAAGUUACAAAAGAUAUGCCAGCAAAAUACAUUUGCUAUCAUCCAGUGUAUAGACAAGAUAAGCGACUUUGGUUCGCUGAGAGAUUUUCUUGUCGUCACUUCGGAUUCUGGUAAAUUGGUUCUUUUGUCGUUCGAUUCUGAAAAGCAGUUCUUCAUUCCUAUAAUUCAGGAACCACAUUCUAAAAAUGGUCUCCGAAGAACUUCCCCUGGAGAAUAUCUAGCCGUCGAUCCUCUUGGGAGAACUAUUAUGCUUGGAUCCAUAGAAAAAAACAAGUUGAUGUACAAAGUUCAAGCAAAUGAUGAUAAUAAACUAGAGCUUUCGUCUCCUCUUGAAGCUAUAGAAAGACAUACAUUGACAUUAAAGAUGACUGCCUUAGAAACGGAUUUCGAGGACCCAUUAUUUGUCGCCAUAGAAUGCGACUACAGCAAAUAUUCAGAGACUAGUCAGUAUGACCCUGAAAAGUCAUCCCUAUUAUUAAAUUAUUACAAGUUUGAUCAGGGAUUGAACCAUAUAGUAAAGGAAAAGAGAGAAGAUAUUCCUGGCUCAUCAAAUGAGCUUAUAGCCUUACCUGCGCAUAUCGGUGGGGUGCUUAUUACUUGUAACUCGUUUCUCAUAUACGACUGCCCAACAAAGGAGAGAAAAUACCUUCCAUUACCUAUCAGAUCAGAAUCUAGAGAAACAAUUAUUGUGAAAGGUGUUGUUCACAAGCUUAAAAAUAAGAAUUUUUUUGUUCUAUUACAAAGUUCUUUAGGUGAUUUAUUCAAACUUACCGUGGUCUUCAACAAUGAGUUAGAAACGAUCGAGGAUAUAUUAAUAACUUAUUUCGAUACUAUCCCUUUGAGCAGCGAUCUUCAUAUAUUUAAAAGUGGAUUCUUAUUUGCUGAUGUGAUUAAUGAUAAUAAAUUGUUUUACCAAUUUGAGAAACUAGGCGAUGAUGAAAAUGAAACUACAUUGCACUUCGUUCCUGAAUAUGGGAGCUUGGAAGCAAUAUCUGAUUCUUCAAAGAUAUUUGAUGUGAAGGGUUUGGAAAAUUUAGCUUUAGUUGAUAUCUUGGAAACUAUUGAUCCAAUCAUUGAUAGUUCAUUUAUAGAAUCCAGUACUUCAAAGUCAGAAGCUUUUAAGCAGUUGCUUCUAUUGUCAUCCAAAUGCAGUUUAAGCUCUAUAACUCAUGGCAUACCUACUAGCACUAUUGUCUCUUCUCCUUUGCCAUUCAAACCAACUGAUUUGCUAACCACGAAAGUGUAUGCAGACUCUAAAAAUGAUGAUUACUUGAUCAUAUCAUCAACUUUAGCAUACAAAACCUUGGUCCUUUCUAUAGGAGAAGUAGUGGAGGAGGUUAUGGAUUCUAAGUUUGUUGAUAACGAGCCAACUAUAGCUGUUCAACAGGUGGGUAGAUCUUCAGUAGUUCAAGUUUAUACUAACGGCGUCAGGCAUAUUAAGCACAAUAGUAUGGAUGAAGGAGAAAAAGAUAAAAAGGUGACUGACUGGUAUCCUCCCGCAGGUAUUAAAAUAUUACAUGCCUGCUCUAAUAAUGGGCAAAUUUUGAUUGCGUUAUCUAAUCGAGAGAUCUGUUAUUUUGCGGUUGACCCCGUUGACGACCAAUUAAUAGAGUAUCAAGAUAAACUCGAAAUGUCAGGUGCAAUAACUGCACUUGCAGUAUUUAAUGACCAAAAGUUGAGUUCAUUUGCAAUUAUUGGAUGCUCUGACGAAACAAUUCAGGUUAUUUCAUUACAGCAACACAACUGCCUCGAAAUCAUAUCUUUUCAAGUUCUUUCUGCGCCAAGUACGUCUAUUAUAAUGAUGCCAGAUCAGAAUUCUACUUCGGUUCUUAUUGGUAUGCAAAAUGGACUAUUUGUUAGAACAAGUCUUGAUGAAUUCUCAGGAAAGCUUUCAGACACUCGUGUUCGCUAUUUAGGGACUAGGCCAGUGAAGUUGUCCCUUGUCAAAACACCAGUGGGUCUUGCAACACUAGCAUUGUCUUCCAAACCAUGGAUUGGAUAUUUUGAUAAAGGGGAGUUUAAUUUAACACCAUUACUUGAUAUUGAAAUAUUUAGCGGCGCGUCUUUCGAGUCUGAGGACCUCGGUGGGACAGCUAUUGUCGGUUUACUUGGACUUAAUUUAGUGAUAUUUACGCUUGGUUCCCAGGAUGAGACUUUCAACUUCAACAACGAAUAUCACAUCAAGAAGAUCAAAUUAAGAUACAGUCCACGCAAGAUGGUCGUCGAUGAUAAGAGAAAGCUAAUUUAUGUGAUCGAAACAGAAUUUGGUACCAAAAGCCCAUACAGGGCUAGUAAUUUGGAUGCCCUUGAUCAGGAAGAUACGAUGAUUGAUAAAGAUUACUAUGACGCUUUUGGGUAUCCCAAAGCUUUAAAUUCGUCUUCAUCAUCUCUUCAAGUGGUUGAUUUUGUAAACCAAGACAUUCGACAAUCAAUAGAGUUUUCUGAUGGAGAAACUGCGAUGGCAAUUUCAUUGGUUCAAUUCAGUUCCAGUGAAAGCUAUCUUAUAAUUGGCAUGGCAAAGAAGUACACUGUGUUAUCCAAUUCUUUUGAAGAAACAUAUUUCUAUACAUUUAUGGUUCAAAAGAAUAAUAAACUACAAUUUAAACAUAAGACGGACCUUGAUAUUCUACCUAAGGUUAUUAUUCCAUUUCAAGGUAAGGUCUUGGUAGGAAUGGGCAAUCAUUUGCGUCUAUAUGACUUAGGAAAGAAGCAGUUGUUGCGAAAAAGUUCUUCAACUAUUGACCAUCUUAAAAAUAUUGUCAAAAUAGUCCAUCAAGGUGGUGAUAGAGUUGUAGUUGGAGAUUCUGAUUAUUCCACUACAUUUUUAAAAUUCGAUUCAAAGGAGAAUGAAUUCAUACCAUUUGCUGAUGAUAUUAUGAAAAGAAAAAUAACGGCACUAGCUACCCUUGAUUAUGAUACUAUAAUUGGAGGUGACAAAUUCGGUAACUUUUUCGUUUCUAGAUUACCGGAAAGAGUUUCAGAACAAAGUAAUGAAGACUGGAUCAAGUACCAAGAGCCUUUCUUAAAUGCAUCAGGCUCAAGAGUGAGGAACUUAUGUGAAUUUUUUAUUCAAGAUGUCCCAACGUCUUUAAUGAAGAGCCAGUUAGGUGCUGGUGGUGCAGAGGUUAUAAUUUAUACUGGUAUACAAGGUAGUGUGGGUGCAUUAGUGCCAAUAGCCACCAAGCAAGAGAUUGAGUUCUUAUCUGAUUUAGAAUUGUCGAUAAAACGAUACUUUGAUUACAAUUUCCAAGAUUUUGAUAAGAACAACAAUGGAUACAAUACAUUGGGAAAAGAUCAUUUGAAGUUUAGAGGGUACUAUAAUCCCGUCAAGAACGUAAUUGACGGCGAUUUAAUUGAACAAUUUUACCAGUUGCCUAUAUCUAUCAAAAUAAAGCUUGCGAACGAGUUAGAUAGAACUCCGAAGGAUAUAGAACGAAAAAUCUCCGACCUUAGAGUCAGAUCCUCUUUUUAA